CUCUCUCUCUCUCUCGUUCUGUGCGGUUUCGACUAUGAGCCACGGGGCUCUUGUGAGCAAUGUUUUCAAAGUCUGGAAUUGAUUUUAAUGGGGAGUAUCCUUCGCCCGCUUUUCAACCUAUGGAUCUAUUGGGGCUUUCAUACUCGGUUUAAACGCAGCAGCCGAGCGCAGUUUCUCACCUUAUUGCUUUGUCCGCGUCGCUCAAGACAGCUAUCAGCGUGGAGCAGUAAAUGCAGUAAGGGCUGUAAACUGUGCUUUUACUGCCUAAACUUGCCGGCAGAGCUAUACUAAUUGUGACAUACACAAGUAAAACGGAGAGAAAAAACACUUUUCGUCGUUUGGGUGGUUUUAUUUUAUUUUUACGGUUACAUUAUAUUUUCAGUUUUUAGAUUCCAGUGGCUGGAUUGUCUCUUUUUAAAAAAAAUUUUUCUUAAAAGGAGUUUUAUUUUAGGAAUUGACACAUCAUUGGCUCGGAGGAGGGCAGCUCGGAGGUGAAGCUCACCAGGACGCGCCCUCGCCCUGAGGCUCGAGCAGCAGAAUGAGUGCCGCUUGGAGAUGUCUGCUGGGCGCCUGCCUCCUCACCCUGGUGGCGGCGGCAGCAUCCAGUAGCAACCCGUUCGCAAUCCAGCAGAGCCCCGCAGAUCCCUGCUACGACGAGAACGGUGCCGCCCGGAGAUGCAUUCCCGAGUUCAUCAACGCCGCGUUCGGGAAGGAGGUGCAGGUGUCCGGCACGUGUGGCCGGCCACCGUCUCGGUCCUGCAGCGUGGUGGAGCGUGAGGAGAAGCCGGCCGUGCGCACCUGCCAGAUCUGUGACGCCGCGGACCCGCGCCGGGCCCAUCCCGCCUCCUACCUCACUGACCUCAACUCGGCUCACAACCUCACUUGCUGGCAGUCAGAGAACCUGCACACCUCUCCGCACAACGUCACGCUCACACUGUCCUUGGGCAAGAAGUUCGAGAUCACCUAUGUUAGCCUCCAGUUCUGCUCGCCACGGCCCGAGUCCCUGGCCAUCUUCAAGAGCAUGGAUUACGGCAAGACCUGGACGCCGUACCAGUUCUAUUCCUCACAAUGCCGGCGCAUGUACAGUCGGCCCAACAAGGCAGCGAUCACAAAGCAGAAUGAGCAGGAGGCUCUGUGCACGGAUGGACACACUGACCUCCAUCCCCUCUCCGGAGGCCUUAUUGCCUUCAGCACCCUGGAUGGCCGUCCGUCCGGAAAGGACUUCGACAACAGCCCCGUCCUGCAGGAUUGGGUGACCCUGACCGACAUCCGCGUGGUAUUCAGCCGCCCGCAGCUGCCCCGCGACCUGGCCGGGGCCGGCCGGGAGGAGGACCCUUCGGCUCCAUCCUCACCCAUGCCGACGUACUUUUAUGCGGUGGGAGACUUCCAGGUGGGUGGGCGCUGUAAGUGCAAUGGACACGCCUCGCGGUGCCUGAAGGAUAAGGAGGGCAAGCUGGUCUGCGACUGCAAGCACAACACUGAGGGCCCCGAGUGCGACCGAUGCAAACCCUUCCACUAUGACCGGCCUUGGCAAAGGGCCACAGCACGGGAGGCCAACGAAUGUCUGCCUUGCAACUGUAAUCUUCACGCUCGCCGCUGCCGCUUCAACAUGGAGCUGUACAAACUGUCCGGGAGGAAGAGCGGGGGGGUGUGUAUGAACUGCCGACACAACACUGCCGGCCGCCACUGUCACUACUGCAAGGAGGGCUUCUACAGGGACCUCUCCCGGCCCAUCAACCACCGCAAGGCUUGCAAAGCUUGUGACUGCCACCCAGUGGGCGCUGCUGGUAAGACGUGUAACCAAACGACGGGUCAGUGCCCCUGCAAGGACGGCGUGACGGGCAUCACCUGCAACCGCUGCGCCAAGGGCUACCAGCAGAGUCGCUCUCCCGUGGCCCCCUGCAUCAAAAUCCCGGUGGUGAACCCAACCGCAGUGGUCAGCAGCACAGAAGAACCAGCAGACUGUGAGUCGUACUGCAAGCCUGUGAAGGGAAACCUGAAGAUCAACAUGAAGAAGUACUGCAAGAAGGAUUAUGCCGUGCAAGUGAACGUUCUGGACAUGGAGACCGUGGGCGACUGGGCCAAGUUCUCUGUCAACGUGGCGUCGGUCUACAAGAGCCGUGGGGAGCCGCUGAAGCGGGGCGACAACUUCCUCUGGAUCCAUAUGAAGGACCUGGGCUGCAAGUGUCCCAAAAUCCAGAUGAGCCAACGCUUCCUGGUGAUGGGUACCAACAACAGCGGGUCGGAGCGGACCGGCCUGCUGGCCGACAAGAACAGCCUGGUCAUCCAGUGGAGGGACGCAUGGACGCGACGACUGCGAAAGUUCCAGCGCAAGGAGAAGAAGGGGAAGUGUAACAAGGCGUGACGGGAGAGCGCCCCCUACCAAGCUCCUGAUGCCUUGCAGGAUGGAGCAUGCCCGGGAACGGCACACAUACAAAGACUGCAUGUGUUAUGCCCCUUUAAGGACCACUUUGUGUAUAUUGUACUAUUUCCUGCCGUUUCUUGUUGUUUUUCAUUCGCGUGUGACUUUUUUUUUUAUUGGUCUGCCUUGAAAAGGGACCGUUAAAAAGGGUACAACGUGUAGAUGAGAAUUCAUGCCAUUCUCCCCGUCCUUGACAAAGACAGUAGAAAUUGUGAACUUGUCCCCCUCCCUUCAUCCCCAGACUGGUUACCUCUUAACACAAUUUAUACUUUUUAGUAUAAAGCGACACAAUCUUCUGCCAUUAGCUAAAACCCAGUCAGAUUCUGUGCCGCCACCCCUGCUUUCUGCCUGAUUUGCCGUCACUGCUGCCGUAACGCCUCUCCGCUGCUUAGGGAUUGGACGGCAAAGACGCCACAGGCUGCCACAGCCAGCGAGACUCCUCAUUGGACCGCAGGCCCAAAGUCCCUUCACGGUUUAGCCUAUGGGAGGAAAUUCCUGGAGGUCUGGGAUUCGCUGGUUGCUGGGCAGACUGCAUAUUUUCCACUGUCCCUGUCACAUGACCAAGGUGACAGGCGGGCUUGUCCUGAGGUGUUUUCUUUCCUUGAAUUCCAGCUGCUACAGCCACAUCACUUUGCCCCCCCCCCCACCCAUCACCCAUAAUCCCUUGCACCAGAAGGGUACUUGAUGUAAACUGUCCUUGGCAGACGAAUCUCUGAAAUGCCAAUGUCAUGUGACCAGUGAUCCUGUGUUUCGUCUGACUGCUUGAGUUUCACCCACUUCUUCCACUCAUAUCACGUUGCAAACUGACAGGGUUGCCAGGCCAUUUCCACGAGACAGAUCAAAAAUGUACAUGUCUUUGAUUAUUGUUUUCACCUGUCAGGUCAGCCUCUUUAUGUUUUUCAUUUUUAACAGAUGCCUGUGUUUACAUACGUGAGGACGUGUGAGGAUUUUAAGCAUCAUAGGGCCCAGUCUGCUUAGGUUCAGUGGCAGACGAGGAUGGCAGACGAGGAAACGAAAGAAAGCAGAUUGUUUCCAAAUGAUCACAGCUGAAAAGAGGCUUUGCAGUCAGCCUUUGGUUUGAUGCAGGCUGUGAUGACACUACCACUUCUUUUAAAUGUUUUCUUUCAAUCCAUCACCUGUUGUAAAUUGAUAAAAAGGAAAACGAGGACAAA
Molecule: messenger RNA, 3594 nt
Organism: Paramormyrops kingsleyae
Lineage: Eukaryota; Metazoa; Chordata; Actinopteri; Osteoglossiformes; Mormyridae
Gene: ntn2
Product: netrin 2
Biological process (GO): animal organ morphogenesis; tissue development; dendrite development
Cellular component (GO): basement membrane
Molecular function (GO): protein binding
Source: RefSeq, a predicted model, not a curated record